Molecule: messenger RNA, 1242 nt
Organism: Prorocentrum cordatum
Lineage: Eukaryota; Dinophyceae; Prorocentrales; Prorocentraceae
Source: the annotation of a GenBank genome assembly
AUGGGGCGGCCCCUCUCCGAUGCGGACUGGGCGGCCGCGAAGGACGUCCAGGCCCGAGGCACGGUCCAGGGGGCGGUUACGACCCCCAGCACCAGCAGCCGCAGCAGCAGCAGCAGCCGCCACAGCAGCGCCGCCAGUACCCCAGAGGUGGGCACGCGGCUCUCGGAGGAGUACGAGGUCGGAGGCGUGCUCGGAGAGGGUGCGCACGCGGUGGUGUACGUGGCGCGGCGCAGGACUGACGGCCAGACCGUUGCGGUGAAGAUGGUCGACAAGGCGAGGACGCCGAUUGCCCAGGUUGAGAAGGAGGCCGAGCGUCUGCGGGCCGUGCAGCACCACGAGUGCAUCGUGAAGUUCCACGGGGUCUUCUUUGAGCAGGGCUUCGCGUGCAUAGUCAUGGAUGAGUACGCGGGGGGGGCCCUCAUCGACGGGCUACACCGCCACCUGAAGAGGAUAGGUAAGGUCGAGUGCUCCUCGGUGGCGCACAUCAGCUUCCAGAUGGCGAAGGCCCUGUGCCACAUUCACGGGAGGAACAUCGUCCACAGGGACGUCAAGGGUGAUAAUUUCCUCAUGGACAGGAAGAACAUGAUCGAUCCUGAGUGCCGCAUUGCGCUCACGGAUUUCGGCUCCUCGACGUCUGUCUCACACGGGAAGAGGUUGAGCAAAGAGGUGGGCACCAGGAAGUUUUGGGCGCCAGAAAUCUUCAGAGGGGACUACGGCCCGAAGGUGGACAUUUGGGCAAUGGGCGUCACGAUGUACGUCCUGUUGAAGGGCUCCUUCCCUUUCAAGAGCGAUGAGGACAUCUGCCAGAAGAAUUGGGAGCUGAACUUCCCCAGCCUGGACUCCGCAUGCAGGGACUAUCUCAGGGCCAUGCUCACGAGGGACGAGAAGGCCCGCGCAUCCUCCGAGGACGUCAUGGUCUGCAGAUGGGUCGACUGGGGCAGAGGGGCCGCGGCCCGUCCGAUUCCGCUGGCUUCUUCUCUGCCCCCUUCGAGUGGCUCGCUGCGUGGCGGGCCGCGGAGUGCAGCCGAUUCGGCGGUGACCACGGCUCGAGUGAGCCACGCUGCAGCUGUCCAGGAGGCGAAGGGUGAGGGCGUGGGCGGGGAGAGGGAGAAUGCUGGGAACGUCCACGGCCUCGACGCCUGCGUCGCUGCCGCGGAGAAGGAGCCUCAGCCCUCCUGGGAGAAGUGGUCGAAGAUCGCUGCUCGAUCGCGCUGGGUCGGCGAGACGCUGAAGUGUGAGUGA